AGAGCUGGUUCACUUCCUAUAGGGACUGAAAACCAAGUGAGGAGAUGGUUGGUGGCUGUUCAUGUGUGAGGAGUACUCCAUAGGCUCAUGACAACUGCUAAUACACAGGGCUUAUCUUUUGAAGAGCCACAUGGAAGUGAAACCCUUUACAGUUGAGGUGUGGGACCAGGAUUUCACACUGUCGACAGUCCUGAGCCAAAAAGACACCCAAACUGGAGAGAAACCUAUCUCAUGUGAAGUGUGUGAUAAAUCAUUCUCACAGUUAUCAAGCCUCAGAACUCACCAGCGUAUUCACACAGGGGAAAAACCUUUCACGUGCGAAGUGUGUGGUAAAUCAUUUUCACAGUCAUCAAGCCUCCGUGCUCACCAGCGCAUUCACACAGGGGAGAAACCGUUCAUCUGUGAGGUUUGUGACAAAUCAUUUUCAAAGUUAACAAACCUCUGCAGGCACCAACGUAUCCACACUGGGGAGAAACCUUUCAAGUGUGAAGUGUGUGACCGAGCUUUUACACAGUCUUCGCACCUCUUACAACAUCAGACAACUCACACAGGGGAGAAACCCUUCAAGUGUGAGGUGUGUGAUCGAGCCUUCACACAUUCCUCUAGUCUUCUGCAGCAUCAGGCACUUCACACAGGGGAGAAACCCUUCAAAUGUGAGGUGUGCAGUCGAGCCUUCACGCAUUCGUCAAGCCUUCUGCGACACCAGACAAUUCACACAGGGGAGAAACCCUUCAAAUGUGAAGUGUGCAACCGAGCGUUCAACCAAUCGUCAACUCUCCUCAGACACAAAGGCACCCACACUGGGGAGAAACUUAUCUGCUGCGAUGUGUGUGACCAAUCAUUCUCAAAAUCAUCAAGCCUACGUGCUCACCAGCGCAUUCAUACAGGGGAGAAACCAUUCACAUGCAAAGUGUGUGAGAAAUCAUUUUCAAAGUUAACAGACCUCCGCAGACAUCAACGAAUCCACACAGGGGAGAAACCUUUCAAGUGUGAGGUGUGCAAUCGAGCCUUCAUACAAUCAUCACACCUCCUGCGACAUCAGGCACUUCACACAGGAGAGAAAUCCUUCAAGUGUGAGCUGUGUGACCGAGCCUUCACACACUCCUCGAACCUGAUGCAACAUCAGAUAAUCCACACCGGGGAGAAACCCUUCAAGUGUGAAAUGUGUGACCGAGCUUUCACUUAUUCAUCAAGUCUCCUGCGACAUCAGACAGUCCACACAGGGGAGAAACCCUUCAAUUGUGAGGUAUGUGACCGAGCAUUCACACAGUCAUCUAGCCUCCUGAGGCAUCAGACAAUCCACACAGGAGAAACCCUUCAAAUUUGUGAUAACUUGUCAUCUUGCUCAGCAAUGCAUCUGUUGUCCAACUGUUUACACAAGACCAUCUUCAUGGAAGAGAAGCAGUACAAGUGUGAAAUGUGCAACCAAGUUUUCAAACACAAAUCAAUGCUCAUGAGUCACCGAUACAUACAUAAUCGGGAGAAGCCUUACAAGUGUGAGGUGUCCAAUCAGGGCUGUGCACAGUUAUUGGGAUUGGGAAAUCACCAAUGUAUCCAAACAGUUAAGAAACCAUUCCUGUGUGAAGUGUGCAAUAAAUCAUUCUCACAGUCAUCGACCCUUCUCGAGCACCAACGCGUUCACACAGGGGAGAAACCAUUCACAUGCAAAGUAUGCAACAAAUCAUUCUCACAGUCGUCAACACUCCGCACACACCAACGCAUACACACAGGAGAGAAGCCAUUCAUUUGUAAGGUUUGCAACAAAUCAUUUGCGCAGUCCUCAAACCUCCACAAACACCAACACAUUCACACAGGGGAGAAACUGUUCAUGUGUGAUGUUUGUGAGAAAUCAUUCUCAUCAUCAUCACAUCUUCAUGUCCACCAACGUAUUCACACAGCAGAGAGACCAUUCAUGUGUGAUCUUUGUGGCAAAUCAUUCUCAAGGUCUUCAGACCUCCUGUUCCAUCAGAGGAUUCACACAGGAGAGAAACCAUUCACCUGCGAUGUGUGUGAGAAAUGGUUCUCAAGGCUAUCAAACCUUCGAAGACACAAACGCAUUCAUACAGGAGAAAAACCAUUCACGUGUGAGGUAUGCGACAAAUCCUUCUCAAUGUUAUCAAACCUCCUGGUCCAUCAGAGGAUUCACACAGGGGAGAAACCAUUCAUGUGUGAGGUGUGUGAUAAAUCAUUCUCAAGGUUAUCAAACCUCCUAGCCCACCAGAGAAUUCACAGAGAGGAACCUAUUCACCUGUGAAGUGUAUGAUAAAUCAUUAUUCUCGUCAUCCACACUUCUUGUGCACUAACACAUUCAGAGGAUAGAAACCAUUCACAUGUGGCAUGUGUGAGAAUUCUUUCUUCUCAGCAACCUCCACAAAUACCAAUGCAUUCACACUGGGGAGAAACUGUUUACAUUAGUGACAAGGUUUUUAUACAGUCAGCAUGUCUGUUGAUUAAUCAUGUGCUCACAAAGGGGCGGAACAAACUCACUUGAGGACUACCUUAUCAGGUUCUUCCCAAUCUGUCCUAGUGUGUGAACCUGUACCCAGUCUCACUGUGCAGGAUGUUCAGUGGGACUGGGACACAGAACAAGAAGCAGCUUUCACUCCCGUCAAACAACUAGUGAUGACAUCACCAGUGCUGAGGGAUGAUGAUGUAACAAUGGAGCCACCCUGCAGUGUGAUGUCAGUGAAACAGGACUUGGAGUAACCCCCAUGCAGUGAGGACAACCCGCUGUGUUUGUAUCCAGAGGGUUUACACAAACUGGACAACACUGUACACAGAUUGAGAAAGAUGGUCUGCGUAAUGUCUUUGAUUGUGAACUUUACUACCAGUACCUGUUUAGGAGAGAGAAAGCAAUAAUAGAGUUUGACUACAAGACAAUUCAAUGCAUCUUUUUCAAAUCAUUUUAUCUGCUCUAAAGUUUUUGAACAGGAAACAAAUAACAUGAUGUCAAAAGCUGCACUUUCCUUGAACAGGUUUCUUGCUGGUGCAAUGUGUGAAAUUCAAUAAGAAGCAGCAGCUCGACAUGCUUUGGAAAUCAUUAACUCAGUGGAGAAAUUUAAUCUGACAGGUAGGCAUCUUUCUCACAGUAAACAUAUUUUAUAACGAUGUGCAACUCUUCAGGUGUUACAGGAAGUUUUGAUGAAAGGAUGGACUGAAACCAUCAAGGACACCCCUGUGACUGUAAAAGAGUAUUGGACAGGGAUGAGAUAAUAGCACAAGAUGUCAUCUUGUACAAAGAGAUGAGAAAAGAAAUGCUGAAACACAUUCCACAUAAACCAUCAAAGAAUCCAGUCCAGUCUGAGGAAGGUAGGAGAAGUGAUCUACUUGCCAAUCAUGAGCAAUGAAAUGAAGGAUGACAUAGCCAGGGCAGUGCUUGUUAUGAAUAUCAACCUAAACAAGACAAAAAGUUUCUCAUGGUCCAUGACAUCUCAGAAACCCAUGGAUGAAGGUGGGAGUAGAGUCUUCACACACAGUGGAACGAUUACCUCAUCAUAGUCGACUACUAAUCAGUCAGUGGGAAAAUACAGCAACUGAUGUCACUGACUCCCAGUGGGAUCGUAGAAUGUCUGAAAACACACAGUUCAGUCAUCAUGAUAUUCCUAACAUUGGGAUCAGUGACAGUGACCUGAAUUCAUGAGUGAAGAAUUUGGCCACUUCCUGCACGAUUGGAAAAUUCAGCACCACACAUCAUUUCCACCCUGUCCCCAUUCGAAUGGAAGGAGUGGAAAUUGCCGAAGACAUCAUCAAAAAACGGCUACAAAUCUGUAAGAGAUUUGUACAAGGCAAUUUUGGAGUGAGAAACACACUGACUAAAGGCUGGGAAAGUUGUUCAGUCCAGUAACUAAAGGUCAUACAGACCCAUACCACCCCUUCAAAACUAAAAUACUGUUGAGGCCAGAACUAGUAACACAAAUGUGUGACGAAAUCAAAUGAAACAACAAAAAUCCGGAUUUAACUUUGAUAAAUCUACAAAAUAUUUGCCAGGGCUCAGAAUUUGGAAACUAGUCAAAAUGGGGACAUUCAACAUACUCAUUGAAAAUUAGUCCACUUGCAAACAAGGGCCUGUGUCAAGAAGUUGUCACCUCGAUCAUGCGUGGUGAAAGUGAAUGUCGCAACUGAAGAAUCUGCUCCUUUGCAGCCAACAGCUGAUGAAGUCUACUUGAUUUCACUAACCAAGUCAGGAACUGAAUGACCAUCGGCCUCAGAAGUCAAUUGUUCCUCAAGAAGUGUAAUAGAUCAAUAUUAUUAUGUCAACAACAUUUCCCAGAACAACAAUAUUACCUCAGGAACCAGCAGAUAUCAGAUGAAUGUGUAACAACUCACAUAUAUAACAUAUGAAGAUCUGAACGCUUUAAAAAUUGUGUGUGCGCUGCUUGGUGGCUGACAAAGUUGGAAAGACGUGAAAGAGACAAGAUUUGUUUUCAUAUGUGAUUUUAAUUCAAGAAAAUGUACAGAGUAACUUAAACUAUGGUGCAUGCAAUUUUUAAAAUGAAAAGGGAAUGUAAGAAUAGGUAAUAUUUUCAGCUUUUCAUAUUCAUGUCACUUUGAUUU
Hemiscyllium ocellatum (epaulette shark) is the source of this 4554-nucleotide messenger RNA. RefSeq names its product zinc finger protein 729-like. The record is from RefSeq and is a predicted model, not a curated record. NCBI's taxonomy places the organism in Eukaryota, Metazoa, Chordata, Chondrichthyes, Orectolobiformes, Hemiscylliidae. Bases 131 to 2254 code for a protein of 707 amino acids. The transcript is spliced from 4 exons.